Molecule: messenger RNA, 2030 nt
Organism: Gallus gallus (chicken)
Lineage: Eukaryota; Metazoa; Chordata; Aves; Galliformes; Phasianidae
Gene: CTPS1
Product: CTP synthase 1
Exons: 19
Coding region: 8-1906 (632 amino acids)
Biological process (GO): pyrimidine nucleobase biosynthetic process; CTP biosynthetic process
Cellular component (GO): cytoplasm; cytoophidium
Molecular function (GO): identical protein binding; CTP synthase activity
Source: RefSeq, a predicted model, not a curated record
ACUGCGCAUGCGCCCGAGGAGCGCCGCGCAUGCGCCGUGCCGCGCGCCGGCCUCAUGCGCUUGUGCGCCCCGCCGGCACGGCGUGCGUGUGCGCUCCUCCCUGCGGGAACCCGCGCGCGGGAACGGGCAGAUGAAGUACAUCCUGGUGACGGGCGGGGUGAUCUCGGGCAUCGGCAAAGGGAUCAUCGCCAGCAGCAUCGGCACCAUCCUCAAAUCCAGCGGGCUGCGCGUCACCUCCAUUAAGAUCGACCCCUACAUCAACAUCGACGCCGGAACCUUCUCCCCCUACGAGCACGGAGAGGUGUUUGUGUUGGAUGAUGGCGGGGAGGUGGACCUGGACCUCGGAAACUACGAGCGCUUCCUCGACAUCCGCCUCACCAAAGACAACAAUCUGACGACGGGGAAGAUCUACCAGUAUGUCAUCAACAAGGAGAGGAAGGGAGACUACCUCGGCAAAACCGUCCAAGUGGUCCCCCACAUCACGGAUGCCAUACAGGAGUGGGUGAUGAGACAGGCACGCAUUCCUGUGGAUGAAGAUGGUGUGGAACCCCAAGUUUGUGUGAUUGAGCUGGGUGGUACGGUGGGUGAUAUUGAGAGCAUGCCCUUCAUCGAGGCCUUCCGCCAGUUCCAGUUCAAAGCCAGGAGGGAGAACUUCUGUAACAUUCAUGUCAGCCUCGUUCCACAGCCGAGCUCCACGGGAGAGCAGAAGACAAAACCCACCCAAAACAGCGUCCGGGAGCUCAGAGGUCUCGGUCUCUCCCCGGAUCUGAUCGUUUGCAGGUGCUCCACUCCCCUGGAUACCUCCGUGAAAGAAAAGAUUUCCAUGUUCUGUCAUGUUGAACCAGAACAGGUCAUCUGCGUUCACGAUGUCUCUUCCAUCUACCGGGUUCCUCUGUUGCUGGAGGAGCAGGGGGUUGUGGACUACUUCAGGCGCAGGCUGGACCUCCCCAUCGGCAGGCAGCCCCGCAGGAUGCUCAUGAAGUGGAAGGAGAUGGCUGACAGGUACGACCGUCUCCUUGAGACGUGCUCCAUUGCACUUGUUGGCAAGUACACCAAGUUUUCAGACUCCUACGCCUCCGUCAUUAAAGCACUGGAACAUUCUGCACUGGCUAUCAACCAUAAACUCGACAUCAAGUACAUCGACUCUGCUGACUUGGAGCCUGCCACCCUGCAGGAGGAACCUGUCCGAUACCACGAGGCAUGGCAGAAGCUGUGUGGUGCUCAUGGCGUGCUGGUUCCUGGUGGAUUUGGUGUUCGGGGCACAGAAGGCAAAAUCCAAGCUAUUUCCUGGGCAAGAAAACAGAAGAAACCCUUCUUAGGAGUCUGCUUGGGAAUGCAGUUAGCAGUUGUGGAGUUCGCACGCAGUGUUCUUGGUUGGUCAGAUGCGAACUCAACAGAAUUUGACCCCAACACCACUCAUCCAGUGGUGAUCGACAUGCCAGAACACAACCCUGGGCAGAUGGGUGGAACCAUGAGGCUUGGCAAGAGAAGAACGCUCUUCCAAACGAAGAACUCAGUCAUGAGGAAGCUGUAUGGAGAUCACGAUUUCUUGGAAGAGAGGCACAGACACAGAUUUGAGGUCAAUCCAGAGCUGAAGAAAUCUUUUGAAGAGCAAGGCUUGAAGUUUGUUGGCCAGGAUGAGGAAGGAGAGCGGAUGGAAAUAGUUGAGUUAGAAGACCAUCCAUUCUUUGUGGGUGUUCAGUACCACCCUGAAUUCCUCUCCAGACCCAUCAAGCCAUCCCCGCCGUACUUCGGGCUGCUGCUGGCAUCUGCAGGAAGGCUCGCACAUUACCUGCAGAAGGGCUGCAGGCUGUCACCCAGGGACACAUACAGCGACAGGAGCGGCAGCAGCUCGCCUGACUCGGAGAUAACAGAGCUCAAGUUUCCAUCCUUCAAUCACGACUGAUGCUCGCUGCGUCGUGGCUGAAGAAGAGCCCCCGUUUGGUUUUCUGGGCCCUCUCCCAGCAAUAUGUGACCGCUCUCCGCUUCUGCCUUCCCUAAGUUAUGGUUUAUACACUUUUGUUACCGCA